Molecule: messenger RNA, 1479 nt
Organism: Aspergillus melleus
Lineage: Eukaryota; Fungi; Ascomycota; Eurotiomycetes; Eurotiales; Aspergillaceae
Exons: 2
Coding region: 1-1479 (492 amino acids)
Source: RefSeq, a predicted model, not a curated record
AUGCCAUGCGCAGUUCCGUGCGACAUAAUCCCCUGCGACAAGCGUUGCGACGAGAGACUGGGCUGCGGACACCGCUGUCCGAGUCUCUGCGGCGAGAAAUGCCCUGAUCAGAAGUUCUGCCAGACAUGUGGCAAUACAGAUGCUCUUGAACGGAAGGUCGAUCUUAUUACGUUUGAUAAGUACAGGGAAAUUAACCUCGACGAAGACCCAUGCGUGUUCCUCCCCUGUGGGCACUUCUACGCAGUUUCCAGUCUCGACGGAAUCAUGGAAAUCAAGAAAUUCUACAAUGUCGACCCUGCAACGGACACGAUCAUCAGCCCGAAAUGGACGCAGCGAGAAAUGAUCGGUGACUCCAAGCUUCGUGGCUGUCCAGAGUGUCGCCUACCCCUUCGAGACAUCCCCCGCUAUAAUCGGAUUGUGAAGAAGGCAAUACUAGACCAGUCAACUAGGCGGUUUAUCAUCAAGGCAAACUCGACUUACCAAACACUCGUCAGUGCAGUUUCAAGGCGUGAGGUGGAGCUCGAAAAUACCAGUUCAGAAUUCCUCCUCCAAUGUGCAACGGUGGCAGAACAACUCGGAAAUCUCAAUGUUUACAAACCUACUAUAUCGAUAAAGAAAGAGGAUGAACUGCAAACAAGAAUCCAGAAGUUCAUCGAUGUAACGGCCGCUUCAGAGCAGCCAUAUGGGAAAGUAAAAGCUUUGCUCGCGUCUUCGGCUUCUCGAACGGAUACUGUGAAAAGCCAUAUCUUUCAGAUCGAGGAAUCGAAGAUUCAAACUGGAUUCCAAAUUUGCGGGCAGCUUCUCCACCUUCGUCUCACAUGGGCCAUCCUAUGGAACUACAAGGUGAUAUUCACUAAUGUCUAUGUUGACCCGAAUUUGCGUUCUAAGAUAUGCGACGCGGCGGAAACCCCAGCCCAACAACUUAUCGACUUUUCUCAAUCCGUCCGCCAUAGCAGUAGUGCGGCGAAGCUCUUAGCACACGAGGUCGAAGCAAUGAUAUACUACGCAUUAUUCUCACUGCUGUCCCUGACCAUCUCCGAGACAAAAGGACAAACAUCAAGCACUGAUGCCACCCACGAUCUCAACGAACAAGCAUCAACCAUACUACAAGAGUGCGAAACCCUCCGUUCCAACAAUCCGGGCGUUCUGGGAUUCCUGAAAGGCGACAUCGACAAAGCAAAGGGACUCUUGAAAGGCGCGACAUUCUACAGUUUUGUCACAACGGAGGAAAAGAAACAGGUCUACCUUGCCAUGGCGACUCAGUUGCCGGGGAUUGGACACUGGUAUUACUGCCGGAACUAUCAUCCUGCCAAUGUGGACUGCCAGCGGAAGAAGCUCGGUGUCCGCAAUGCGGAGCGCCCAUUGGAGGACUUAGAAAUGUUCAUUCUGAGGGGGUCACCCAUGCGAUGGAUUAUGAGCAGUUUGGUUAUAAUUCAUUUUCUGAGUUUUAGCCAUUGUACGGGGAAGACAUGGCUCUGA